Bicyclus anynana (squinting bush brown) is the source of this 1439-nucleotide messenger RNA. RefSeq names its product cathepsin L (gene Bcp). Gene Ontology annotation, biological process: immune response. The record is from RefSeq and is a predicted model, not a curated record. Gene Ontology annotation, molecular function: cysteine-type endopeptidase activity. The transcript is spliced from 7 exons. Gene Ontology annotation, cellular component: lysosome. Lineage: Eukaryota; Metazoa; Arthropoda; Insecta; Lepidoptera; Nymphalidae. The coding region runs from base 228 to 1253 and encodes 341 amino acids.
GGAAAGGAUUAUAAAAAUUGGUUGUGGGCGAAUUUUCACUCAGUUUGUUAGAUAUUUUGUGCUACAUAGUCAAAGAAUAACUCAUAGUGUUUUUGUGCAAUAAUUGAGUUACGAGCACCCGCCCGAGAGUUGAAAUAUUAACAAAUAAUUAAUAAACUCAAGUUAUUGCUAAAAAUAAAAUAGCUAUAUUAAAAUUAUUUGAACGAACAUAGAAAGGAAGCCACAACAUGAGGAGUCUCCUGGUUCUGGCGCUGAUGGUGGCUGCAGUGAGUGCAGUCAACUUCUUUGAUCUCAUUCGUGAAGAAUGGAAUACCUUCAAGCUGGAGCACCGCAAGACAUAUGAGAGCGAGACGGAGGAGCGCUUCCGCAUGAAGAUCUUCGCGGAGAACCGGCACAAGGUGGCGCGCCACAACCAGCGGUACGCGCAGGGGCUGGUGACGUACCGCCUGGCGCCCAACAAGUACGCCGACAUGCUGCACCACGAGUUCAUCCACACCAUGAACGGCUUCAACCGGACUGCCAAACACAACAAGGGCCUGUACGGCAGGGCGUCGUCCGAGCGCGGCGUGACCUUCAUCGCCCCCGCCAACGUGGAGAUGCCGGAGCACGUGGACUGGCGGCCGCAGGGCGCCGUCACCGACGUCAAGGACCAGGGCAAGUGCGGCUCCUGCUGGGCCUUCAGCACGACGGGCGCGCUGGAGGGGCAGCACUUCCGCAAGAGCGGCGCGCUGGUGUCGCUGUCGGAGCAGAACCUGGUGGACUGCUCCAGCGCCUACGGCAACAACGGCUGCAACGGCGGCCUCAUGGACAACGCCUUCAAGUACAUCCGCGACAACCACGGCAUCGACACCGAGAAGUCCUACCCCUACGAGGCGACCGACGACAAGUGCAGAUACAACCCCAAGAACAGCGGCGCUGACGACGCCGGCUUCGUGGACAUCCCCGAGGGCGACGAGGAGGCGCUGCAGAAGGCGGUGGCCACCGUGGGGCCCGUGGCCGUGGCCAUCGACGCCAGCCAGGAGUCCUUCCAGCUCUACUCCGCCGGCGUCUACUACGACGACGGCUGCUCCUCCUCCAACCUCGACCACGGCGUGCUGGUGGUGGGCUACGGCUCGGACGAGCAGGGCGGCGACUACUGGCUGGUGAAGAACUCGUGGGGGCGCACGUGGGGCGAGCUGGGCUACAUCAAGAUGGCGCGCAACCGCAACAACAGCUGCGGCAUCGCCUCCUCCGCCUCCUACCCGCUGGUGUAGGCGGAGCACUCGCGUGGAGCCUACUGCACUCGGCGCAUUAUACUUUUAGCUCUUAUGACUACAUAUAAGUAAAGAGAAUUUUAUUAUAAAAUACAUUUUUAACUUCUCAAUUCGUGUGAUACUUGGUAGGGUUAAUGAAUUUGAUGUAAGCUAAAUAAUAAAUAAAGACGUUUAUUGUAUUUAAAA